Ostertagia ostertagi is the source of this 945-nucleotide messenger RNA. NCBI's taxonomy places the organism in Eukaryota, Metazoa, Nematoda, Chromadorea, Rhabditida, Trichostrongylidae. The record is from the annotation of a GenBank genome assembly.
AUGUUCACCUUCAGGGGAUAUCGGAACCAUUUGGCGGCCCUGAUGGUGGUGACGCGGCACUGUGGCAUUUUGUUUAAAGUUUCAUUUCUUCUAGCGUCUCUUCACGCGAAGGAUCUUUCCCAUCUUCGAUCUAUAGAGAAGGCUGCAAGAGGUGAAUUUGGCGGAUCGAAGUCGUGUCAUGGCAAAUCAGCUGAACACUUAGAGAUUCCAGUACCGCUUGGCACGCUUUUUAAGAACGACGGCACCAUUGUGUUUGAAUUGCUGAAAGAAGGCGAUGUGGUUUUUGUUGGAGCACGUGGCGGGGCUGGUGGUCAUGGCAAUCAAUUUUACGUAUUCAAUGAAGUCCGGAAGCCUUAUAAGGCAGAGAUCGGCGGCAAGGGUGAGGAGAUGGUUUACGAUGUGGAAAUGCGUGUGAUCGCCACUGCGGGUCUUGUGGGAUUCCCGAAUGCUGGAAAGUCUUCUCUGCUUCGCGCGAUUUCACGUGCCAAGCCGAAGGUCGCCUCAUAUCCCUUUACAACGCUGAAACCACACAUCGGAAUCGUUCACUACGAUGAUUUUGAACAAAUUUCAGGCACAAAUUUUUUAGUAGCUGACAUUCCUGGACUCAUUGAGGGAGCUCAUGAGGAUCGCGGCCUUGGUGUAUCGUUCCUUAAGCACAUUGAAAGAUGCAGGUGCCUAUUUUACGUGUUGGAUAUCACAUUAGGUGAUUUACGAGAGCAGUUUGAUCUGUUACGAGCUGAAUUAGAAGAAUAUCAAAGCGGACUUUCUGAUCGACCUUCUGCUAUUGUCUUUAAUAAAAUUGAUCUCGAUCCGAAGCAAGACAACGACUCUACACGGGGUCUUUUCCCGGAGUACCCGUCGUUUUUCGUCUCCGCUAAGACAGGAAUUGGUCUGGAAAAUUUAUUGAUAUAUUUGAGAGAAGAAUAUGAUAAAGCAGUUCAAUGA